AUGUGUCUCGUUAACGAAUUCGUAUCGAAUAGCAAUAUGAAGCCGGCGCUCAACGUUUCUGGCGACGAAAAGGAGCUCAUCCUUCAGCUGCGUCGUUAUCUCGAGGAAAAGCUCACCUAUCUUCUAGAUCAAAAUGGUACAGUCAGUAUUGGAGUUUCCGGUGGAUCGAUGCCACGAGUCUUUUCGAAAGCUAUUCUCUCUUUGCCACAAGAGCAGCUGAAUUGGAAGAGGAUUCGAAUUUUUAUGGUUGAUGAGCGUAACGUUGAUCUGGAUAGCGAGGAAAGUAAUCAGGGAGAAUAUUUGAGAUUAUUCCCGAAUGAGCUCAGAGACGUUUUUGUGCCCAUGCAAAUUUUCAAGGAUCCCUGCCUCACCGCCCAACACUAUGAAAUCAGUCUUCGUAAAUACUUGCUCCCGGAGCAGCUCAACAAUACUGCUCGUUUCGAUAUUCUUUUCCUUGGAGUUGGUCCAGAUGGUCACACUGCAAGUAUCUUCCCUGGAAAGGAGCGGCUGGAGAAGAUUACCGAGCUAAAUUGGGUUUCCGUCAUCACAGACUCCCCGAAACCUCCACCAUCUCGUAUCACACUUACUUUGCAAACUCUUCAACACGCCAAAAACGUUGCUUUCAUCAUUUGCGGGAAACAAAAAGCGGAAAUUGUACGAGGAAUUUGUGAUCGUGAUCAAAAGUAUCCGGCCGCUCAAGCACGUCCAUUCAACGACAAAUUGACACUAUUCCUCGAUGAAGACGCAGCAACUGGUGUACCGGAUAGAGAUUCGUCGGAUUCUGACUCUCCUCCACCGUUUGACGGAUGA
This is a messenger RNA of Caenorhabditis elegans, 810 nucleotides long. RefSeq names its product Putative 6-phosphogluconolactonase (gene Y57G11C.3). Lineage: Eukaryota; Metazoa; Nematoda; Chromadorea; Rhabditida; Rhabditidae. The record is from RefSeq and is marked reviewed. Gene Ontology annotation, molecular function: 6-phosphogluconolactonase activity. The transcript has 2 exons. Gene Ontology annotation, biological process: pentose-phosphate shunt; carbohydrate metabolic process. Bases 1 to 810 code for a protein of 269 amino acids. Gene Ontology annotation, cellular component: nucleus.